AAGGCGGGGUCUCGACUCUCGCCGCGGCUGGACGGCUCCGCGUCGUGGGAAGGCCGGCGAGCUGGGGGAGCGCCUGUUGCUAUGGGAGCCCGCUCAGCAAACGCUCCGGCUCCGGACGGGGCGAACCGGGCGCGGCUCUGAGGCGAAGGGCUGGAAACGAGGCGGGAAGGGGAGACGGCGUUUCCGAACUAAGUCCAUGCGAAGCGAGGCUUCUUUUAGGUCGAGGGCUACCUUCGAGCAGAAAUUCUGCAAAAGAGCCUGCAUUAAGGGCUCUGGCGGGCGAAGAAAAAGAAGACGACACAGACAGGCGCUUAGACCACUCCGGCCUCAACUUUUAUCCCUCGCCCCGUGGAAAGGAAGCUCCUGGAAGCAACCCGCGGCCAUGGACGCGUGGGUUGAGGAGCAGGUGGAGGAGAGCGACGGUGCCUUCGAACCUCUGCCUGCACUCCUCGAGGAUGAGGAGAACGUGUCUCUUGCUGAUGUUUUGUCACUGCGGGAUAGUUGUCUUACUGAGCAAGAUAUCUGGGCUGUUUGCCUGGAGUGUAGCCAGUCCCUGAAGAGCAUUGCCCAUUCUGCAAUCUUCCAGACACUUUGCAUUACUCCUGACACUUUGGCUUUUAACACCAAUGGCAAUGUAUGCUUCAUGGAACAGAUCAGUGAUGAUCCAGAAGGUGUCUUUAUGCCACCAGAGAUUGAUGUGACUGGUAACACCUUUGAGGCACAUAUCUUUUCCUUGGGAGCCACACUAAAAGCAGUGAUUGAGUACGUGACGGAGAUGGAAACAGAGUCAGAAUUUAGCCAGGAUCUACAGACUCUGCUUAAACAAAUGCAUGAAGAAAAUCCCAAAGAGAGGCCAGAUAUUGAGGCUGUCAUAUCGUUGUGCAAAGAGAAACUCAAACUUUCAUCCUCAAAUGACAUUUGUCGGCAUCUCUCUGCUGUUGGAAGGAGAAUACUUUCAAUUGAAUCAUGUGGUAGCAUUCAAGACAGUUGUGAUAACUUGUGGAAUGGAGAGGUCUACAAGAGGAUUUCACUUUAUGAACAAUCCGGAGAGGAAGAGAUAAGAGAGAAUUCCUCUCCAGAAGGUGAGGAAACUGAUGGCAGUAGAAAUUCAAGCGUGUACAGCACAAAUGAGAAAAACAAUGGUACAAGCAAAAUGAAAGUCAACUUAGCGAAUGAAAGAUUUUGCUGUCAACAGAAUUGCUGGCUACAAACUCAGGUUACUAAAUGUGUCACAGAAAACAGCAGUGCAAAAGCAGAGACAAAGCCACGCAGAAGUGAAUCAGGAAGAGAUCUCUUCAAAAAAAACUGUUUGAAGAAAGUAAAAACCUUUCUGACACUACCAUUUGAAUUUGAGACAAACCAAGGAACGUUCUUACCCUUUACAAAACAAAAUGGAUCACUAACAAGAAAAUAUAACCAGUUGCAAUCCAGACCGUUAUCUGCAAUGGGUAAUAAAGAGCAUAGUGCUUUAAGUCAAUGUGGUAGAAGUAAUCAACCUGGAUCACAUGUAGCUGAUUUCCAAGGGCCAAAUAACAUUUUGGAGGAGUUGAGUCCAGAAGCAACUUGCCUUUAUGAAUGCCACAUGGCAGUCUGUGAUGAAAAAAAAGCAAAUAUUCCUUCAUUUAGUCAUACGGUUUCUGAACCUUUAGACAACUGCAAACCAAAUGAGUCAAGAAUACAAGAAAACUAUGAAACAUGGGAAUAUUCUUGUGAAAAUACUCCAAGCUUGAAUGAAGACUUUUUGUUACAUGCUAACCAGAGGUCUACAGAACAUAAUGAAAAUGGAUGUCAUUCAGCCAUGAUAAGUUUUCCAGAAGAAAAUUGCAGCAAAAGAAAUGGCUACUCUAUUGAAGAUAUACCAUAUGAAAGCAGAGAAUCAGAAAUGGAAAAUAAUGAGCAGUGUGUUUUUCUGAAACAUCUCUUAACACAGUAUGGUAAACCACUGAAAGACUAUGAGCUCUGGGCUUUAUGCCAUGAAUGUUUACUUACUUUGGAAACAUACUCAGAUUAUCCAGCAUAUUUAUGUUUAGAUUAUGUGGUGAUUAACUACGAUGGAAGUGUCCUGUUUGUUCCACCCAGUAGUAAAGGAUCAUAUGAUGUGUUUUAUUUGGCUCCUGAGACAGCAGAAGAGGAUUUUGUUCCUGAAAAGGUCUGUAUUUACUGCAUUACUGCAAUUUUGUGGAGAGCUGCAAAAUGCAAUUUUCCACCUGAUCACAAACUUGUGUUGCCAAGGAAACUGAAAAAUUUCCUUUUGGAUAUGGCAAGAAAGAAGUCAGAAGACAGGCCUUCUCUAUCAGAUGCAAUUAAGAUAUGCAAUAGCUAUCUGCUUGAACAAAGUUUAAACAGCAAGAAGAUUCUGAAGCGUUUGAUUAAUUAUGCUUUCCAGAGUGUGAUAAAUUCAGCAGAUGAUAAUUUGGGAUUUUUACCCAUGAGCAAUGAAAGUAAACUGAUAGCAGUGAAAGGACCGGUCCCUUGCCAGCUGUCCUUAAAAAGAGAAAAUGUAAUGUUGCCAAAUGCUUUCACUUCUUCAGCAACACACUUUAAGCCUAUUAUCCUACAUCAAAAUACAGAUGUUAAAAAAGACUCCUUUGCAUCUGUGGUGGCACAUGGGGAAACAACUGCAGAGAGAGCAGGACCUGUGGAUGAAAAACAUACAACAUAUUUAAAUAUUGAUGCCAAAACCCAGCAAGAUGGAGGCCCUGAUUUGCUAUCUGACUGUGUGGCAUCUGGUAUGCUGGAGCACAGUAAACAAAAAACAGAAAUAUUUCUUCAGCAUCAUCCAGAAGAGCAAUAUACAAACACUAAUUUACCCAUGCCUACAUUACCACUGCUUUCUGAAUCUUCUUGUGUCUCUCAAGAAGAGUGUAAUGAACAAACACCUUCUUCAGACCUCUCAGACUGUACUGUGGGGUCGAGCAUGACUUUCAUAAAUAAUUUUCUCUUGAAGCAGGACCCAGAGACAAGAGUCUUAACUCUUGUACCAGUGCAGAUAGCUGUAUCUGAGCAAAUACCAAAUAAACCUCUUCAUUCAAAAACAGCUUACAGUUGUUCUAGUCUGCAUGUCCUCCUUUCAGAUUCUGUACGGAACUAUGAUGCUGGAAAAGCUGUACAGCAAAAUUCAUCCGGGUGCAGUAAAAAAGAUUUCAAACGUGGUAAUAUACCGAAUGAAUGUUGGGGCGUGAAAGCCAAGAUUAAUAGUUUAUCUUCAACUGUGAAUAAUAAAGAGACUCAGUCUGAAAGGAACAAGUUCCUUACAUUUUGCGAAGAAUCUGACAUAGAUUCCGAGAGCAGUGUCCCUUUAUCAGAUCUUACAUCACAUGCCUAUGUGGGUCAAAAUCCAGCUUCUCCAUUCAUCCUAGAAACCUCUUAUCACAGUAAUCAGGUAAAUGAAGAUUUAUUGAAGAAAGUGGUAUGCCUUAUCCAAGACGAGCUGGCAUUUGGUAGCUGUCAGGAAAAUACAGAUAACACUCUGGAUAUAGGUAAAUACAUUUUGAGUUUAAAGGAUCUCAAGUACAACACUUUCUGUAAUGUAAUUUCUGAGAAAUUUUGUGAUGUUCACUGGGAGGAGGAACUGUUAGCAAACCUUUAUGAUGCAGUAAAUGGUGGAACUCCUCCAUCUGUAAGAAUGGAUGAAACAAAAUCUUCUAACGAAGUACUUCAAAGCCCAAACAAAUGUAAUGACCUUCAGAAUGCCACUGAGGAAGCAAAUGAUGUUCCAAUAAAUACUGUUAACACUGAUGGUGUGGAUACAGAUGACAUCUCAAAAGAUAAUAAUGAAAAGGAAAUCAGAUUGCAGAAUGUAAUAGAUGGGAGAGAAACGGAGGGAGAAGAUUUGAGGACCAGCACGCAUUGUAUCAGUCCAGAUUUCCAAGAAGAGGGUCAGAAAGUUGUGGAAAAGAUGGAGGAGAAUAUUGAUAAUAGAUCUCCCUCCUUAUCAGAAUUAAGUGGAUUGUGUCCUGGUUGGACCAGUGCAUUCUAUGGUUCAGAAUGUUUUAGCCUGGAGGUUCACAACUACAUUAGAAAACUUGGAAAGCGAAAAGCCAAUGGUACUCAAAACAUUGAUGCUAAAAAAGUGGAACUUGAACAGCUGAUAAUGAUUGAGGGGAGAAACUAUAGAAAGAGUAUAAGAUUCUACCAGAAGGUGCUGGGUACAGAGAGGAGAAGCAAAGGUGGUGAAGUGAAAACUAUGUUGCCUAAACUGAGGGGACAACUGGAAGAAAUGAAAUCAAAGGUACAGUUUCUUGAACUGGUGAAGAAAUAUCUUCAGAUUUCGUAUGCAGAAAAAUGGGGAGUGGAACCAUGCAACCUUCUCACAGUUGUUAACAUGGCAAGAAAUGAAACUCUGAACAUCAGCUCCUUGGAUGACAUUCUCCUUUUCUAUAAUAUAAGUGAAAAACAAUAUAAAGCCCAGCAUAAUGCUAAUCAAAAUCGGCCAGGAAAUCUACAGGCUGGAACACCACUUGGGCUAAUGGCCUAUCUCUAUUCCAGAAGUGCAUUUUUGGAAGGCUAUGUACAGCAGUUCUUGUACACAUUUCGUUAUUUCUGCUCACAAGAAGACUUUCUGCAGUUUCUUCUUGAUAGAAUCAAGACAACUUUACCCAGUGCAAGCAUAGAAUAUUGUUCUUUGCUUAGCCAAAUAUACCACCGCAGUUUCUCCAUUCUACAGAGCUGGAUUGAAGACUGUUAUGCUGUAGACUUUACAAUAAACCCUCACUUUAUGAGUACACUGAAAGACUUUAUCAUUUCUAAGGUAAUUCCAUUCAGUGGCUAUAGCAAGUGGAUGCUUUCAUUGCUUGAUGUCAGUACAAGCAGGAAAGGGAGCAUUGUUUCGCAGUGCCACAAAAUGGAAGAAUGGAAAGAAAUGGAGAAAACUCAUGAAACACAAUCUUCACUAUCUUCACGGCAGAGUCCCACAAAAGAUUAUUUUAAAAGGAGUUUUAACUGGAAACACUCAAAAGGAAGUGGAGUUGUUGCACCUUAUCAGAAAGAUAGGCCACAGACCAUUGCAUCAGCUUUGCCAAAGCCAUGCUUUACAAGUAUAACAGAAGAAUCCUCUGGCUUCUAUACCAAAAUAGAAGGGGAACAAUGUUUCUUAACCGAAUAUACUGCUCAACAACUUUGCUGUCAACUGACAUUGUUAGAACAGGAAAUAUUCAAUAAAUGUCAUCCAGUGCACUUUCUAAAUUCAAGACAGCUUGGAGUCAAAGACAAAACUAUGCCUCUCCAAAAAGCUACUGCCUCGGAGCCCUUGCCUACCCAAGUCUGUAACCUUUUUACGAAAAACUGUGUCCAAGACAACUACCUCUUGCAAAUUUUGAAGUAUGCAGACAAUGUCAGUGCCUGGGUUGCUGGUGAAAUUGUAACAAGCUACAGUUCUAAGGAGCAAAUGAACAUGCUAACCAAAUUUCUCCUCACUGCAAAAUGUUGCUAUGAGCAAAGAAAUUUUGCUACUGCGAUACAAAUCCUGAGAGGACUGGAAAAUCUCAUUGUGAGACAAUUGCCAGUCUGGAAAUGUUUGGCUUCUAAAGUAUCAGACAUAAUGGAAGAACUGAAGGCUGUUGAGGUGUUUUUAAAAAGUGACAGCUUAUGUUUAAUGGAAGGAGGGAGUUUUAGAAGUUCACCAACAAUUCCAUCUGCCCACAUUUUGGCCAUGCAUAUCCAGCAGCUUGAAACUGGAGGAUUUACUUUGAGAAAUGGCACAUACAAGUGGACUAAACUCAGAAACAUUGCUAAAGUUGUGAGCCAGGUUCAUGCAUUUCAAGAAAAUCCCUACAUGUUCCCUCCAGAUCACCAACUACAGUCUUUCUUAAGGCAAAGAAUAGCCUGUUUUGCUGAUGCAGACAUCUCUGCUCUAGCAGCUGACAACUCUGCCAACUUUCACCAGAUAGGAGCUGAAAAACAGUCCCGAAAAAUCCAAGACACAUUGCACAGGAUGAAGGCGAUGUUUCAGUAGUGGUUUCUGUGUCAUUUUUCUCUCAUGUUUUAUGUUUAAAAUUAAUUUUUUUGCUUACCAGAUGGUGCCACAUGUGAAAUUAGCUUUAUAUUGCAAAUCAGAUAUAAGUUUGCUUGGAAGGAAGUCCAGUUGUGUCCACUGGAAUUUGCUGUCACACAAGCAUGCCUAUGGCUGCAGCUUCAAAGCACAGCCUCCAUUUGGCCACAAUACUAACAAAGGCUGUAUAUAUGACUCAGUUUGUAUUUAAAACAUUGAAACCCUUACACAUAAGGAGCAAGAUAGUGGGAUCAGAUCUAAACGGUUAAAACACUCACCUUUUAGAAGCAUGUUUCAAAACAUCCUGAGAUGGGAAAGGGCCUAUCCUGUCACUAUGAAGACAGAGAAGUCCAUUAGAAGUGUUUUUCGGACUGGUCUUUUAUUUCCAAAGGAAUCUUUUCCCACUUAGGUAGAGAGGGGGAGUCUCCUCCUUGCCUGGGCAGGGAAUGCUUUAGAAGUUCCUCUUUCUCUCAACUACUUAUGUUUCUUCCAAGGACUUAAUAACAAGAAUUACAUUUCGUCAGGUCAAUUCUGACUUAAUUGAUCCUUUCCAGCUUUUUCUAUGUAUAGAGUGCUCAGAAAUGGUUGACUGUUCCCUUCUUGUGGGGGAUGUUCUAGGGCUGUGAAGCUUACUCUUAGUCAAAGAGAAGAAAUACUACAAAAGUCUCCUGCUAUGUGAGUCCCUGUGUUCCUAGUUUCUCUGUGAAGACUCUUGUUAGUAAAAGGAACCACAGAGCACAAGGACUAAAGCAAUAGAAGUCUCUGCAGCCCAAGAAGAAACAGGAGAUUUCUAAAGGUGAGAGAAAUCCAAAAAGGCUGAGAGCUGGAUGUAGCCUGUGACCCAUCACUGCCUUUCUGUGGCCUAGAAAAAUAAUCCAUCUGGCAGCCUUAAGGAUCUGAGUGCACAUUAAGGAAAAUAAUGCACUCGCCGCACAUAUGUCUUCUCCAGUACAUUGCUCUUUAACACACUUGUUCCCUCUUUUUCUUCAAAUGUUCAUUUGCAACAGAGAUGGGAAACGUGUCCAUCCAGGUCCUGUUGCAAUGUGGCUUCCAUCAGCUUUAGCCCCAGCAGAGUCAAUUGUGAGUGAUGAUGGGAAUUAUAGUUGAAUAUAUUCGCAAAGGCUUUCACGGCCGGGAUCUAA
Molecule: messenger RNA, 7131 nt
Organism: Pogona vitticeps (central bearded dragon)
Lineage: Eukaryota; Metazoa; Chordata; Lepidosauria; Squamata; Agamidae
Gene: KNDC1
Product: kinase non-catalytic C-lobe domain containing 1
Biological process (GO): regulation of dendrite morphogenesis; small GTPase-mediated signal transduction
Cellular component (GO): guanyl-nucleotide exchange factor complex; dendrite; neuronal cell body
Molecular function (GO): guanyl-nucleotide exchange factor activity
Source: RefSeq, a predicted model, not a curated record